Molecule: messenger RNA, 1574 nt
Organism: Clarias gariepinus (North African catfish)
Lineage: Eukaryota; Metazoa; Chordata; Actinopteri; Siluriformes; Clariidae
Product: early growth response protein 1
Exons: 2
Coding region: 198-1574 (458 amino acids)
Biological process (GO): regulation of transcription by RNA polymerase II
Molecular function (GO): DNA-binding transcription factor activity, RNA polymerase II-specific; RNA polymerase II cis-regulatory region sequence-specific DNA binding
Source: RefSeq, a predicted model, not a curated record
UCCUGAUUCAUAUUCAUCACUUUUUUGUUUCUCCCGGACCUCAAUCUCAAUCACAGAUUUGCAUUUCAGAUUUCUCAUCUUUUGGACAGAUCCUCUCUGGAUAUUUUUUUAUUUUUUUGGUCUCUUGUUUUUUUGUUUGUUUCUUUCUUUCUUUCUGGGGAGAUAGAGAGCAGAAGAAAAGAAAAAAAAAAGAAAUCAUGCUCAACAACGUCGAUUUGAACUCUCAGGACUCUUUCUACCCCCAGUUUGACACCUGUAACGACUCAGCCAUCGGAAUGAUGGACACUAAGGAGCAUCAGGAUGUCUUCAUGGAGCCUGAGCGCGCAGCACCUACUCAGUUCGCACACGAUCCAACAGUCACUCCCAAAACCGAGCCCACCAGCGCGGAUCAAUACUCCUCCUGUCACGGCCCUAAGGGAAGCUACGACGCCUCGCUGUCCUACUCGGGCAGCUUCUACGUGGAGGCGUGUCAGGGCGCCCCCUGCAGCGCGGAAACGCUGCUCAACAUGAUCACCGAGAUCGUGGGCAUCUCCACGGGCCCGGUUCCAGAAGCGCAGCAGCAGCAACAACAUCAACAUCAACAACAAGAAGAUGCGCAACAUCAAAGCGAUACGAGUGCACCCCAGGAUCCUUCAUCCUCCUCAUCCUCCUCCUCCUCCUCCUCAUCCUCCACCCAGCCCGGGACGUUCCCCGUGGUCGUGAAAAGUGAGUUUGAGAACACCGGAGGCUGCUAUUACGAGUGGAACUCCUUCGGCAAAGCUGACAGCUAUGGGUUUGCAACAUCUGGCGACUUUUCAUCCGAGCAUCAUCAUCAUCAUCAUCAUCAACAACAACAACAUCAUCAUCAUCAUCAGGUGGAUAUGAAAGAGCUGCUGGACUCGCUGUCCGGUCCUGACAUGGAGUUCAAGGUGGAAGCCACCGGAAUUAAGCAGGAGCAAGGCUUCGGGGACGCUUGUAGUCAGAGUUUUGGCGCGUUUAACUACAGCGUCAUGGACGCGCAGUCGAGCAGCCUCCUGAAACCCGGUGUGUUUCCAAACUUCCAGUCCAUGCCCGGUCCGGGACAGUGCGAGCCUCCUCCUCCCCCUCCUCCUGCUCCGACCUACGCGACCUCCACCAUCGAUUCGCUCCUGUACUCCACCUUGCUUCCCCCAGAGCCGCUGGCACCGACGCGCACACGCGCCCCGAAGCGCAAGAGCAGCUCCGCCGCCUCCUCCUCUUCAUCUUCCUCCUCCUCUUCCUCCUCCUCCACGACCAAGGAGAAGCCCUUCACGUGUCCGAUGGGCUCCUGCGACCGGCGCUUCUCCCGCUCGGACGAGCUCAACCGGCACAUCCGCAUCCACACGGGCCACAAGCCGUUCCGGUGCCGCGUGUGCGCGCGGAGCUUCAGCCGCAGCGACCACCUGACCACGCACACGCGCACGCACACCGGGGAGAAGCCGUUCGCCUGCGACGUCUGCGGGAAGCGGUUCGCGCGCAGCGACGAGCGCAAGCGGCACGGCCGGGUGCACCUCCGGCACAAGGAGAAGACGCAGGAGCUCGGCGCGUGGCCCUUCGCCCUCCCCGAGGCCAUCUGA